UAAAACAGUUAUUAGUUGUAACUUAGAGCUAUAGAGUACAGAAAAGUACAUAAAGGGUACAUGAGGCGUUAGCAUGGCGGUGGCGCAUUUACUUGUCUCGCCACUAUUGUCCGUCAGCAUGGCCGACCCGUUCCUGCCCGGACCUUGUGGCGGCUUGCCACUGCAACAGGUAUCUGUGAGGAUAUGCAGUUGAGUAGACGUCGAGGCGAAGGCCAAACGUAGAUAGACUCCAAUCCACACCCUUGUUUAGCGCUUCCGUCUCGGGCGGGGCAACCGGCGACCCUGGCGCGCUUGGCGGACGUUAGCCUGGCAACUGCCUUGUCACAACAUUGCAAACCGUUCUCUACUCCAGCUGUUCCUGACACCUCAAAUCUUGCUAAUUCGCCUGCAUCUUUAUCUCUACCUAUGGAUUUCACGGGGAAAUGGCUAUCUGCCGUGCUCGAUGCGAGAGGUGACUCGGAGCCGCCGCCUAAUCCGCAAAUUCCUGCAGACUACCUGCAAAAGCCCUCAAGGCAGCACCCCGCAUCCAAACAAAUCGAACCUCCAUCCUCCCUUCUUCCUUCUCCACCCACAUCCUUCACCAGAUCAAAGCGAAGCCACACCAAGCUCUCAGAGAUCGAACCCUUAAACUACGAGCCUCCCCCCAAGCGACGACGAACGCCGAACUCACCCUCACUUGUCAUGUCGCAGGCCCUACGAUCGCCGUCGAAGAGGUCCAGUAGGGUAGCUGCAAGGAAAGCAAAGGACACAAACAUCGGUUCAGCAGUAAAGGAUCUCGUGGACCCCAAUGCUACACCACGGCCAGUUCAUGCCAAAGGAAAACUUGCUCCUGGCUUGCCUGUUCCUAUCGUGCCUGUUCUAGACCUGGACGAGACACAGAUGCCAGCAUUAACGCCCAGCGCAUCCGAGGGUGAAUUGGACAUCCUCAGAUACGAUAUAGACCGGCCGGCAUCGUCUAUCACCGAAUCAAUCAGCUCGAGGGCGCGAUCGCGCAGUCCGACCAAACGAAUAGUAGAUCUUCAAGUGGCAGAGAAGACGGUAGCGCUAAAGACGGUGAAAUCGCCUGCAGACGUACCAGAGAACGUGCGAGGAGUUUACAAAGCAAUCCAAAGCCUAGCUCGUGUACCCCGUAGUGUUAUUCCGCUGGGGAUUAAGGAUGAGAUUCAAAAGGAUGCCGGCGGCGAUCUCGACGAUUUGGACCUUUUCGUGACGAUGAAAUCGAAUAGCAUAACUAGAGAACAGUUAACAGAUGAGUUCAAAGCCUUAAGAGAGAUUCGGGACUCAACUGCGUUUUGCAAAACCAAAUACGUCCACGAGCCCACUUAG
Messenger RNA from Periconia digitata, 1326 nucleotides. The record is from the annotation of a GenBank genome assembly. Lineage: Eukaryota; Fungi; Ascomycota; Dothideomycetes; Pleosporales; Periconiaceae.